UCUUGUGAGUAUGCAGUCAUUGAUUAUCAACAUGCUCAAUGUUUCGUGCAGGGUUUGCCAGUCGGCUAUGACUCCAAGUUGGAUCCAAUCUUUAUCUCGCGCCAGAGCGCCGCUUCUCAGAAUCUGUGUUCUACUAAUGUCCUUCACCAUUAGCCCUGGAUCCUGAGACACGGGACUUGCAUUUUGAGGACCGCACAGUUUACGAAGACGAAAUUUGGUCGCGCGCCAUUUUAUCUUCACGCAGGCCGUAGUCUGCAAUACCGGCAUAGCAAACUCUUAUGCGAAAUCCGCGAACUAUGUGCUGUCGGCCGUGCAGCAAACGAUGGUUAUUCAUUAUAUCACUCACGGGGCAACCUUCACGGUGACGGUUGUGGGCCACUCGACCGUUGGCGCGGUUGCUCUUCUCGACGCGCUAUACGUCAAGCUUAAGCUGAUCGGAGCGCAAGUGAGCUUCGUCGGAUACCGCGUGCCGCAUGCUGGACAUUUUGGACCUCUAGGACAUCAACAUCGCGCGCAUACACAACAAGAGAGCGCCGACGCCCAUUGUGCCAGGAAGACGCAGCGAAUACUAUGGGCAGCCGGGGGGCGAGGUACGCAUCGAGAACUACGAGCGCGGGUCUCAUGCCCUGGUCGGGACAACGCUGACAAGCGGUGUAUUGCGGGCGCUGUCCGAGUCAGCUCGGUUCUCGAGGGCAGGUUUGCUGAUACCUAUGGGCCGUACCGAGGCGUCAAGACGGGAUGCUGACGGCGUCAUGUGAGGUCACUCAUCGCGUAGUACUACCAAUGUAGUGUACACGGGCUCUGUCUACGUUGACUUCUUGAAUGGUCUCUCGAGCAUUG
This is a messenger RNA of Rhodofomes roseus, 840 nucleotides long. RefSeq lists its product as uncharacterized. The transcript has 3 exons. The record is from RefSeq and is a predicted model, not a curated record. Lineage: Eukaryota; Fungi; Basidiomycota; Agaricomycetes; Polyporales; Fomitopsidaceae. Bases 323 to 745 code for a protein of 140 amino acids.